UGCUAAAUAAUUGAAACACUCCACCGGCGUUCUCAAUCAUUUCGUUUUCCUUAUCGCAACAACAGAGGAAAAUAAUUAUACCCCAGUUAUCAAGUUAGCAAGUAUAAAUGCAAAUAUUCCACGUAUUCUCGCCGAAUAUUCAGUAACUGUAGGAAUAAAUAAAAAGAGUUGAGGUUAUGAAUUAUUUCCAACUGAUUGGGAUGCUCUAAGAGAGGUCGUUGGUCCGUCCAGAGCUCUAGAGAUUGUGCAAGAUAAAUCCAAAAUAGGAAAAGUCGACAGGAAUAUGUGGGUGUACAGCUUCAUCUGAACACGCGGGGAAGUCGUACAAGAGAACUGGGAUAAAAGUAACACAUAUGCAUUUUUAGAACUUUUUUGAGGAAUUGUUUUUGCUGUCUACAGCCAUGUUCAUCAGGUGCAUCAUAAUUUUAUUAGUCACCUCUCGGUCUUUUGGGGAGGAUUAUUACGAACUUUUGGGGCUCGAAAGAAAUGCUGAUCAGAAGGCCAUUCGACAGGCUUUCAAAAAAAUUGCUGUUACCCAUCAUCCUGAUAAAAAUAGUGACGAUCCAGAGGCCCACAUAAAAUUCGUAAAAUACACAACAGCCUACGAAGUCCUGAAAGACUCAGACCUGCGUAAAAAAUACGAUCUCUAUGGAGAGGAAGGUCUGAAUGGCCAAAGCACCCACCAGAACUACCACUCCUGGUCGUAUUAUCAGGACAAUUUCGGAAUUUAUGACGACGAUCCACAAGUCGUCACCCUAAAUAAGAACAAUUACCAUGAGAACUUCAUCCACUCUGAAAAGAUCUGGAUGAUAAACUUCUAUUCCCCGAUGUGCAGUCACUGCAGGACCCUCGCUCCCACCUGGAGAAAAAUAGCAAAGGACUUUGAGGGAGUGAUAAGAGUGGGGGCAGUCAACUGCGAAGACGAUUGGUUCCUCUGUCAUCAACUGGGCAUCCAGUCUUACCCAACCCUCCUCUUUUACCCCAGGAAUAGUCAGUCCGGCAUUAGAUUCACCUCGAGGAAGACCUACGAUGAAAUAUCAGAUUUCAUCAUGUCCAGGCUUGAUGUGAAUUUGGAAAAAUUAUCUCAAUGGAGUUUUAGUCGCUUGAUGCAGGAUUCCAGGUCUAGGGACAAACCCUGGUUAAUUUUUACGUGUGGAAAACACCGAGAGUGCUUUAAGGAUGAGGAUCAAAUGAAAAUUUCCGCAAUUUUUGAGAAUAUUCUGACGGUUGGAGUCUUUAACUGUGAUAAAAACCACUGCGAUGAUCUUCUGGAGGCCUCCACAUCAGCUGUGUUCCUUCCCGACGGAACUUAUGAGUCUAAAUCGCCGGUCCUAUUCGAGGAACUCGAUAAUGUUGAAUCUUUGGUGCAUCAAGUACUCGAGCAGCUGCCAGAACCCAAGGAAAUGACUGGUGAGGAGUUUGAGAGGAUCAGAGAUGGAUCCGAGAGCGAUUCCGAGGGAUGGUUGCUUUGUUUUUAUAUCGGUCACGCUACCGAGCUUGACCUGCUCUUGAAAGCCCUACCCGGAAUAAUCCAGGACGUCAACCUGGCCAAGGUGAACUGCGGUCGCUACCCGGCGCUCUGCUCCGCGCUCUCCAUAAACCGCUACCCCAUGUGGGGUGUCCUGAAGCCCUCCGGCGCCUUUGAGUUAAGCCACGGGAAAGGUAAAAUAAAUGACAUAGCGAAAUUCGCCGAGAACAGUAUAAAAGCUCAGAACGUGUGGGCCCUCUCAGCCUCAAAAAUUUUGGCAAUUCUUGAGCGAAGAACCCAGUCUGAAGAAGUGUGGUUCCUUGAUUGGUACGCCCCUUGGUGUCCCCCUUGCAUGCAGUUUCUCCCAGAGCUUCGAAAAGCAUCUCUUCACUUUCAAAAAUCAACAAUUCAUUUUGGCACAGUAGACUGCACAGUCCACUCAUCAAUCUGUCGUCAAUACAACAUCAGAUCGUAUCCAACAGCGAUGCUGAUCAAUGGCUCAAUCACCUCUCAAUUCACCUUGCAAAAGACAGCGAGAAAUAUCGUCGAGUUCAUAAAGGAAUCAAUGAACCCAACAGUCCUGAAACUGACCUCGACUGUUUUUUAUGAGACCUUGGGAAGAAAGAGGAGCAAUACUUUAUGGGUUGUGGAUUAUUUUGCACCCUGGUGUGGCCCUUGCCAACAACUAGCACCUGAGUGGACGUCAGUUGCCAAAAUUCUUCAUCUUCUGCCAAAUGUCAAGGUAGCAAGCGUCGAUUGUGAAGCGUACACUGAGCUUUGUCGAGCUCAGGGUGUUCGAAGUUAUCCCACCAUCAGACUGUAUCCCCUAGGAAGUGAGGGACUGAAUCAAGUAGCGAUGUACAACGGUAACAGAGACGCAACCUCCUUGGUGAGGUGGAUCGUACAAUUCUUGGGGAUCAAAGUCAAGGAGUUGGGUGAACGUGAUUUGGAGAGACAAGUGAUUAAUAACAAGAAGGAAGUUUGGGUGAUCGAUUAUUAUGCACCUUGGUGUGGACAUUGUCAAGUACUUGAGCCGCACUUCGUUAUUGCUGCACAGAUGCUCGAGGGGAGGGUUCGGUUUGGUAGGGUGAAUUGUGACGAGCAUUUGACUACUUGCAGACGAGCUGGGGUUCAGGCCUAUCCGACGGUUAUUAUUUAUCAGACUGACAGCCGGAAGUUGCAUGCAGGGCAAAAGGUGGAGAGCACGACUGCUGAGGAGAUUAAAGACGAGGUAAUAAGGCGGAUGAAGAAUGGUGAAAGACAUGAUGAGUUGUGAGAGAGGUGUAGUGGUUCAUUGAGUGGCAGAUAUUGAGAGAUUGAUAUUAGUUUUGAUGAUUCAGUAUUUGUAAAUAUGGAGCUACGAUUCGUCCUGUAGAGGAUGGAAACCGAGGGUAGAGAGGCACGAGUAUUGUAGGGAGUAUGCUUGAAAGACACUCAGAUAGUGGAAAUACUUUACCAACAAAUUAUGUUUUGGUAUUUGCAGGUUUUUAAUUUUUUAAUGGAAUUUCCUGUUUUUUUAAACUAGAACUUCUAUUUAAUUAUUGGUAUUUUUAAUUUUUUUUGUGCAUGAAAUAAGUUUAAUGGAAUUAAAAAUAGACUGGGUGAGCCAAUAGUUUCCAGACCCAGUGAACCACCAGACUAAUCCAAAUUAUUGGCUGACUUGAUAAGACGUUCAAUCUUUGAUUGUCAAAGAAAAUUAAGGCUUCCAUUUGAAUGGGAAUCAUUUUAAAAGUAAAAAUAGUAAUGUCGUGAAGAUAAAAAUAGUGCAAGUGUAGGAAGAUGAAAACACAGAAUCUGAAAAACUGCUGAAAGACGAAGAUAUUGAACUAGAAAUAUUCACUUAGUAUUUUUAUAUGGUUUUUAUCCACGUGUACAUAAUCAAAUAUCCACAUUGUUUAGCAAAAAGAUUACGAAAAUGUCAGUUGCUGUUUCUCCGCUACAUUUUGAAAUAUUUAUACAAAUUUGAAAAAUAUCCUUCAUUAAAUACUCCGUUGACGCAUUUAAAACGAGAAAAUUUCUCCCCAUAGGGGAAUUUACAAACAUUGUUAAUGUAGACUGUUAGGGAAACAGAAUGUUAUCAUUUUCACGUGAUAUCAUCAAAUAAAUGGAUCAAUUGAACCUCA
Molecule: messenger RNA, 3591 nt
Organism: Diachasmimorpha longicaudata
Lineage: Eukaryota; Metazoa; Arthropoda; Insecta; Hymenoptera; Braconidae
Product: dnaJ homolog subfamily C member 10-like
Exons: 3
Coding region: 402-2744 (780 amino acids)
Biological process (GO): IRE1-mediated unfolded protein response
Cellular component (GO): endoplasmic reticulum lumen
Molecular function (GO): protein-disulfide reductase activity; misfolded protein binding; oxidoreductase activity, acting on a sulfur group of donors, disulfide as acceptor
Source: RefSeq, a predicted model, not a curated record